UUGCAUGUGUGUAUAGGCGUGCGCCUGGCCGGCGAUGAAGAGGUGUCCUUAGUGGGCGGGCCCUAGUGACUGAGCAGCUUUCCCAGCGUACUGAGCGGCCGGGCGGCGGUUGGUGAGCACGUUGUGUAGCAGUCGCCGGCAGCAGCAGUUUCUUUGUGUGCAGACACUGCGGAAAAUGGAGGGCCCGUUAGCCGUGUUCGGGGAGCGCAGCACGGGGGAAGCCGUGAGGAGCCAGAAUGUAAUGGCUGCGGCUUCUAUUGCCAAUAUCGUGAAAAGUUCACUUGGGCCAGUUGGUCUGGAUAAAAUGUUGGUGGAUGAUAUUGGUGAUGUCACUAUCACAAAUGAUGGCGCUACGAUCUUGAAGUUGCUGGAAGUGGAACACCCUGCUGCCAAAGUUCUAUGUGAACUGGCUGUUCUGCAGGACAAUGAAGUUGGAGAUGGGACAACAUCAGUAGUGAUUAUUGCUGCAGAGUUACUGAAAAAUGCUGACGAGCUGGUGAAACAGAAAAUCCACCCCACAUCUGUAAUUGGAGGUUAUCGUCUGGCUUGCAAAGAAGCUGUCCGAUACAUCAAUGAAAACCUCACAAUCAACACUGACGAACUCGGGAAAGAUUGUCUGCUUAAUGCUGCUAAGACCUCAAUGUCUUCUAAGAUAAUUGGAGUUGACAGUGACUUUUUUGCCUCUAUGGUGGUUGACGCUGCACUUGCUGUUAAGUAUGUGGAUCCCAGGGGUCAGGUUCGUUACCCGAUCAACUCCGUUAAUGUGCUGAAAGCUCAUGGCCGGAGCCAGAAAGAAAGUAUCCUAGUCAAUGGUUAUGCACUUAAUUGUGUGGUGGGCUCACAAGGAAUGACGAAAAGGAUCACAAAUGCAAAAAUUGCCUGUCUGGACUUCAGUCUGCAGAAAACAAAAAUGAAGCUUGGUGUCCAAGUGAUUAUUUCAGACCCAUCCAAGUUGGACCAGAUCAGACAGAGGGAGUCUGAUAUUACCAAAGAGCGGAUCCAGAAAAUUUUGGCAACUGGUGCUAAUGUCAUACUUAAUACUGGCGGAAUUGAUGACAUGUGCCUCAAGUAUUUUGUAGAUGCAGGUGCCAUGGCUGUACGGAGAGUCCUUAAAAAGGAUCUGAAACGCAUUGCUAAAGCAACUGGCGCUACUGUUUGUUCAACCCUUGCAAACCUGGAAGGUGAAGAGACCUUUGAGGUAUCAAUGUUGGGACAGGCUGAAGAAGUUGUACAAGAGAGAAUAUGUGAUGAUGAGCUGAUUCUUGUUAAAAAUACAAAGUCCCGAACCUGUGCAUCCAUCAUUCUUCGUGGGGCCAAUGACUUCAUGUGUGACGAAAUGGAGCGAUCUGUGCACGAUGCUCUUUGUGUAGUGAAGAGAGUGCUAGAGUCAAAGUCUGUUGUGCCUGGAGGUGGCGCUGUGGAAGCAGCACUUUCCAUUUAUCUUGAGAACUAUGCUACUAGCAUGGGUUCCAGAGAGCAAUUGGCGAUUGCUGAAUUUGCAAGAGCACUACUGGUUAUCCCAAAAACCCUUGCAGUUAAUGCUGCACAAGAUUCUAGUGACCUGGUUGCUAAGCUCCGAGCGUUUCAUAAUGAGGCUCAAGUCAACCCUGAGCGCAAAAAUCUUAAAUGGAUUGGGCUUGACUUACUUAAUGGAAAGCCACGGGAUAACAAACAAGCUGGUGUCUUUGAACCCACUGUAGUCAAGACAAAGAGUCUCAAAUUUGCUACAGAAGCUGCAAUUACAAUCCUGCGAAUUGAUGACCUGAUAAAAUUGCACGCAGAACCUAAGGAGGAAAAGGGGAAGUACCAUGAAGCAGUGCAGUCUGGAUCAAUCGAAGGAUAAUAUGUCCUAGCACUUGUCAUUUUGUAUUACUGUAAUUUAUGAAUAGUAACUGUUUGUUCAUUUUGCAUUUGCACACAUGCCAAAACCCAUCAGGCAUACACUUAAUAAAAGCAAACUGUCAACAUA
Molecule: messenger RNA, 1969 nt
Organism: Pseudophryne corroboree (corroboree frog)
Lineage: Eukaryota; Metazoa; Chordata; Amphibia; Anura; Myobatrachidae
Gene: TCP1
Product: t-complex 1
Exons: 12
Coding region: 176-1843 (555 amino acids)
Biological process (GO): protein folding
Cellular component (GO): chaperonin-containing T-complex
Molecular function (GO): ATP-dependent protein folding chaperone; ATP hydrolysis activity; ATP binding
Source: RefSeq, a predicted model, not a curated record